AUGAGAGUUUUGAAUUGGGAUUGUCUUACUCUCAAUGUUGUUUGUUGGAGUGCUCUUUUGAGAAGAGGUGUCGACGUAAGGUAUCUAGAGUUGGAUGUCACUAGUCUAUUCAUUUUAAGUUUGCUGCUUUUAUUCUAUAUCUAUAAAAAAUAUGUGCGUGUGCGUAUGCGUAUGCGUGUUCGUAUUUGUAUUUGUAUUUGUAUUUGUAUUCGUGUUCGUGUUCGUGUUCGUGUUCGUAUUCGUAUUCGUAUUCGUAUUCGUAUUCGUAUUUGUGGGUGUGUGGGUAUUUGGAUGUAUUACAAGGAUGUAUUAAAAAAAGAGGCACAGUUAAUUCUUUCUGCAGUGAUGGUAGUUUGGAGUGACGAAAUGAUAAAUUAUGUGACUGUCGCCUUUGGACCUAUUGCUUAUGAGGUUCUUAUUUUCUUUGGACAAAAUAGAAUCUGA
This is a messenger RNA of Phycomyces blakesleeanus NRRL 1555(-), 444 nucleotides long. RefSeq lists its product as hypothetical. The transcript is spliced from 3 exons. NCBI's taxonomy places the organism in Eukaryota, Fungi, Mucoromycota, Mucoromycetes, Mucorales, Phycomycetaceae. The record is from RefSeq and is a predicted model, not a curated record. The coding region runs from base 1 to 444 and encodes 147 amino acids.